AUGAAAUCUGCUAAGUGUAAGUUGUAUCUUCCUCACGAACUCGUCGAGCAAAUCUUGUCGUACAUUCCAGCGAAAGCUCUUAUGCGAUUGAGGUGUGUUUCCAAGGCUUGGAAUGAUCUCGUUUUGGAUCCUACUUUUGUGAAACUGCACCUUCAAAGGUCCUCCAAGAACAUCCACAUGCUAUACACGUGGAAACCAUUGGCUCUCGAAGGCUUUAGGUGCUGCCCAUAUGCGAUGCAAUCCAUCCCCGUCCAACGUUUACUAGAGAGCCCAUCUUUAGCCAUUGAUGGAAGUGAGAUCCCAUGCGAGUUCACUAACAACAUCACCCACGUCAUAGGAACCUGCAAUGGAUUGGUCUGUUUGAGGGUUAUAGUCCUUUCUCCUGUGAAUGAUAAAUAUGGUAAAAUCUAUAUCCGACUGUGGAACCCUGCUACUAGGAUAACAUCACACGUAUCUCCACCCUUGGAACUUCAAUUAUUAUCUGUGACAUUGGGUUUUGGCUAUGACGAUUCGAGCGAUACUUACAAGGUAUUGGCACUGGUUAUGGUACAAAGAUCAACUGAUAGAGAGCUCACAGUUCACUGCCUGGGGGACAAGUGCUGGAGAAAGAUUGCGAGUAUUCCCACAAAUUCAAUGAUUCUACAGUAUAAGGGUCACUUUCUGAGUGGCACUCUUAAUUGGAUGGCACGACAUGGCUCAAGAAAGCAUGUAAUUUUUUCGUUUGAUUUAAGGAAGGAAACGUACAGAUAUUUUUCAAUACCUGAAGCUCAAAAAACAACUCGGACUAUUAGCGCAGAACUUGGGAUUUUGAAGGGUUGCCUGUGCCUGGGUGCUUAUAAUCGUUAUGAAACCCAUUUUGCUCUCUGGCAAAUGAAGGAGUAUGGAGUUGAAGAGUCUUGGACUCUGCUCAUGAAAACUAUUCGUUUAUAUUUUCAGAUUGAUUCCGUUCUAUUCCCUUUUUUUGAGCCUUAUCCGUUGGCCGUGUAUGAAAAUGGCGAUGUUCUGUUGAUGCUGAUGAAUCGACCAAGGGUUGAACUUUUAUUGUAUAACAAGAAAGACGAUAGAAUAGAGUUCGUUGACCAGUGUUACAUGAAAGACAAUAAAAUGAAGACCGUUGAAGCUGUCCACAAGUCAAUGUGGAUUUACUCCAACUAUUUUGUUCAGACAUUGGUUUUUCCUCGUUGGAAUUGA
Abrus precatorius (Indian licorice) is the source of this 1191-nucleotide messenger RNA. Its product is annotated as F-box/kelch-repeat protein At3g23880-like. Gene Ontology annotation, molecular function: protein binding. Lineage: Eukaryota; Viridiplantae; Streptophyta; Magnoliopsida; Fabales; Fabaceae. The record is from RefSeq and is a predicted model, not a curated record. Bases 1 to 1191 code for a protein of 396 amino acids. The transcript has a single exon.